GACGCCGCGGGUCCAACGGGAAUCUCGGCUUAGAAGCUCCCGUAACUUCACGCCGCGAGCACGCGCUAUUCUCCGCUCUUGCCUUCUUGGAUUCGGGGCCGAAGCUGCGACCCUGGAAAUUAAGCUCUUGGUUUCCGGGUAACGGACGCUGGAAAAUCGGUUGUGUCUGGACCUGCGAUUACAUUUCCAUUCGCCAAACGACCCGUCAAACUUUCUUAUGCGACAGGACUGAAGACGCCUUAAAGGGAAGGAUGAAGGUAUGAAAGGAAAUUACCAUACGACGUUGGUACGUCCGUUCAAGACGGGCGUGAUAAGGAAAAACAAGAAGAAAGAAAUAACCGCGGCGUACUAAACUUUCGCAAUUAUGCUCACGAAAUCGAUGGAGAGGCUCGCAAUUUCCGGACUCUGAAACGGGACUCGAAUCGUCCUGCAAAAGGUCGACAUGACCAGAUGUGGUAGCUUUCAGGGGAGAAAAGUCGGGGAAAUUUUCAUCGACGACGUGGUAAAUCUGACGAACAACAGUCUCUCCGAAUACAAUCCACUCGCUGUAUCAACAGCCGUCGUUUACACCGAGGACACGUUCAACUUCAACUGCACAACCAUCGUACGGAACGAGAGCUUUUGGCUCCUAGUUGUGAAGGAUCCUCUACUCGCCCUUGAGGCCUUGGCACUGCUGUGCGUGAUCCUUCUAACGGUGGGUGGAAACACCUUGGUCAUAGCAGCGAUCGCGUCGAGUCCAAGUCUGCGAGCACCGACGCAUUCUCUGAUAGUGAAUUUGGCCUGCGCGGACUUGAUAUUAGGGUUGACGGUCCUCCCGCUCUCCGCGAGCAGGGAACUCAGGGGCGGAUGGGGCCUUGGUCCGGUCACUUGUUCCCUCUGGGCGGCACUGGACGUUCUUUGCUGUACAGCGAGCAUAUUGUCGCUGUGUGGAAUCUCGGUGGACAGGUACAUCGGAGUGUCCAGACCGCUAACUUACUCGAGGGUUGUCACGACAAGAAGGGCGAGAUUAAUGAUAGCAACUAUCUGGCUCCUGGCCCUGGCCAUCAGCGCUGGACCCCCGCUAGGCUGGGCCGAGGACAGCGUCUACGUUCCAGAAACCGGGGAGUGUAACGUCAACAAGCAGUUGGGAUACGUCAUAUUUUCUGCCUGUGGGUCAUUUUAUCUACCGGCUCUUGUUAUCCUCGUACUUUAUGGCCUUGUUUACAAGGCUGCCGUAAAGAGAUCCCGUUUUCUCGCCGCUGGAUCGGUCACCAGGAGUCACGUAACCCUUCGCAUCCAUCGGGGCAACAAGCUCUCGGAGAAUUGCGGCAGCAGUGAAUCCAGUACGAGGCUUGUGUCGGGCCCCGGGCCCCCGGCACGUUGGGCGUCGCAAGGACGUCGCGGCGCUCUUUACAGAGGACCUGCGGCGAAAUUCCGGCGGCAAAAACGUGCGGCAAAAACGCUGGGGAUAGUAGUCGGAGGUUUUUUACUCUGCUGGUUUCCAUUCUUCAUUAUUUUACCCAUAGAUGCGGCUUGCGAGUCGUGCAACCUUUCCGAAAGCUCGGUUUUCGCCUUUGCUUUCUGGCUCGGGUAUUUCAACAGCUGUAUCAACCCCCUGAUAUACGCUUGCAGUAGCAGAGAGCUCAGGCGAGCUUUCCAAAGUAUAUUGCGGAGGGCGUUUCUGCUUCGAGGAAGGACUCAGCGUUCUUCAGCCGCCAUGUAUGCAACAGCUGUGGGGAACUCGAACAAGCGGCAAGGCGUGUCGACCAACCCACGAGACUGAUUUUUUUCUACGCUUUCAAGUAUGAACUUUAGGGUCGACCGCGGUUCGGCUGAAGCUGAGGCGAAACAGAUGUGUUAUUUACACUCGAAGCUCGACGCAAACAAACCCCUUGUGGUCUCGCAAGGGUUUCCCGCUUUUCGAAGUGGAAAAAUAACGUGGAAAUAAUGGCGUGUGUAUAAACUUGUAUGGUACACAGGGUGUGUGGCCAAUUUUUAUUUUUCUCUAAAGAAAACCAAUAUUGAGCUCAAGGACUCUGACGAUGGAAAUCAAUGUUAUGAAAAUAUGAUCAAGUAUUUACGACAGUCUUCAGCUGAAGUUAGAUCUUGAAAAAAUCUGGACGGUCAUGAAAAUUCGCUGCCUCAUUUACACCUUGUAGUGUGUAUUUUUUCAUAAAUUUUGGAACGUGAUGAUUCAAUUUUUUCAUCACCCAUCUAUUGGACUGUAUUCUAAAAAUAUUCAAAUAACGAAAAAUUAUAUUUAAAAAAUUAUAGUCAUCAAUGUUCUACCGUCAAAAUACCGGGCUGGCAGUGUCGAAUCUCUGAAGAAUGAACUUUGUCUUGCAUUUUAAAACGUAAAAUAUUUGUUCGAAACGUCGAACGAGGCGACAGUGUAUAAUUAAUACAGGGCCAAUAAUUUCUCAAAAUCAUGUAUUACGAUUGUGAAUAUCAUAUCCAUUCGUGGAUACAAAAGUUAUUGGAAAUUAUAUAAAAUUGUACAAUAUUAAAUACGUAAAUAUAU
Messenger RNA from Neodiprion fabricii, 2500 nucleotides. It is a transcript of the gene Dop1R2, whose product is annotated as alpha-1A adrenergic receptor-like. The record is from RefSeq and is a predicted model, not a curated record. Gene Ontology annotation, molecular function: alpha1-adrenergic receptor activity. Bases 443 to 1762 code for a protein of 439 amino acids. The transcript is spliced from 9 exons. Gene Ontology annotation, biological process: positive regulation of cytosolic calcium ion concentration; cell-cell signaling; adenylate cyclase-activating adrenergic receptor signaling pathway. Gene Ontology annotation, cellular component: membrane. NCBI's taxonomy places the organism in Eukaryota, Metazoa, Arthropoda, Insecta, Hymenoptera, Diprionidae.